Messenger RNA from Archocentrus centrarchus (flier cichlid), 455 nucleotides. Its product is annotated as transmembrane 9 superfamily member 2-like. Gene Ontology annotation, biological process: protein localization to membrane. The transcript has 5 exons. NCBI's taxonomy places the organism in Eukaryota, Metazoa, Chordata, Actinopteri, Cichliformes, Cichlidae. Gene Ontology annotation, cellular component: membrane. The record is from RefSeq and is a predicted model, not a curated record. The coding region runs from base 9 to 455 and encodes 148 amino acids.
UGGAUAACAUGCCGGUCACCUGGAGUUAUGAUGUUGAAGUUGGACAGAAGUUCUGUAAUCCUGGGUUCCCAAUAGGCUGUUUUGUUACAGAAGUUGGUCAGCCUAAAGACGCCUGUGUGGUCAAUUCUAACUUUAAUGAAAGGGAUUCUUUUUACAUCUUUAACCACGUGGACAUCACCAUCUAUUACCAUAUUGUGGAGCAUGAACAACUUGGGGCACAAUUGGUUGCUGCCAAGAUUGAACCCAAAAGCUAUGAACACCCUAACAAUCAAAGCCCUGAUUGCUCUGGGGGCCCAAAGUUCCUGAAAAACAAACACACAGGGAUGUUCAAGAUCACUUACACCUACUCUGUUAACUUUGUGGAAGACAAGACUAUUCGCUGGGCAUCUCGAUGGGACUACAUCCUGGAGUCAAUGCCUCACACUAACAUCCAGUGGUUCAGGUACAACUGGUAA